GCCCUUCUACAUAAACCCCCCAUUUUCGAUAUUACUUCAUCUCUGAAUAUCGUUUUCGAGUAGGCUUACCGAUUCAUUGUCAUGCCGGAGCCUGCGAAGUCUGCGCCCAAGAAGGGCUCGAAGAAGGCCGUUACUAAAACUGCUGGAAAAGGUGGAAAGAAACGCAAAAGGACAAGGAGGGAGAGUUACGCAAUCUACGUGUACAAGGUCCUGAAGCAGGUCCACCCUGACACCGGUAUCUCCUCUAAGGCGAUGGGCAUCAUGAACUCGUUCGUGAACGACAUCUUCGAGCGCAUCGCUGGAGAGGCUUCCCGCUUGGCUCACUACAACAAGAGGUCCACCAUCACCUCCAGGGAGAUCCAGACCGCAGUACGUCUGCUUCUGCCCGGUGAGCUGGCCAAGCACGCCGUGUCCGAGGGAACGAAGGCCGUCACAAAGUACACUAGCUCUAAGUAAACAGCAAUUCCAUUCUUUCACCACACCAAAAGGCUCUUCUAAGGGCCACCCAACAUCUUAAAAAGCAAGUGUUAAAAAAAGAGAAAAAAAAACGACCUCGUGCUUUCAUGGACUAGUGAUGCCCUUUUUUUUAACGCUCAUUGAGUUUCUUAUUUAAAUGUGUUGACAUUAAAAUUAUAUAUAAUUAAUGUUGCCAAUACAGUUCCACAUGAGCAUAGCCUCUUCAAAGUAUACUGUACUCCUUUGUAUACUGCUAAAAUAGCACGUUACGUAAGCAGAAGCUUAACUGUAUGAGGAUACUGCAUAAGAAAAACACAGGUGCAAGUGACAUGUUUUGCAAUGCAGGUGUCCACACCUUCCAGGCAUUACUGACAAGUCUGAUGUAUAGCCUACAUUAUUUUGUCGCCCUGAACGUCUUCCUGAACCUUAUCAUGCUGCUGGCAAAUCCUAGGAUUAGUUCAAAAUACGACACCAGUCUUCACUGUAGAAACACUGGUGUAAUUGUUUUAUAGAAGUGCAAGGUGUUUAUCUUCUGUCUUUCCUUUCUUUAUCUAUUUAUUCGUGUCUUUGUGAUGUAUGCUGUAUGUCAUGACUUUGUGGUCUGUGACGUCUGAACGGAAACCUGAGUCUGGCAAUAAAGUUGAUUAGUGCUCA
Messenger RNA from Alosa alosa (allis shad), 1110 nucleotides. RefSeq names its product histone H2B 1/2. Gene Ontology annotation, cellular component: nucleosome. Lineage: Eukaryota; Metazoa; Chordata; Actinopteri; Clupeiformes; Clupeidae. The coding region runs from base 82 to 456 and encodes 124 amino acids. Gene Ontology annotation, molecular function: structural constituent of chromatin; protein heterodimerization activity; DNA binding. The transcript has a single exon. The record is from RefSeq and is a predicted model, not a curated record.